Lemur catta (Ring-tailed lemur) is the source of this 2829-nucleotide messenger RNA. It is a transcript of the gene LRRC8C, whose product is annotated as leucine rich repeat containing 8 VRAC subunit C. The transcript is spliced from 3 exons. Gene Ontology annotation, molecular function: protein binding. The coding region runs from base 227 to 2638 and encodes 803 amino acids. The record is from RefSeq and is a predicted model, not a curated record. NCBI's taxonomy places the organism in Eukaryota, Metazoa, Chordata, Mammalia, Primates, Lemuridae.
GGGCUGCGGGGCUGGGGCGUUAGCUGCGUCCCGGCUCGGAGCCCGCGAAGAGGACAAGGAGGAAGGCGCCUCUGUGGCCGCGGCCGCAGUGCUCCGGGCGCGACGAGCGAUGAGCAGCCGCCCCGCGGGCGACCCCGCCGUCGCUGGCCGCCGCUGAGCGCGACCCGGAGACAGCCCGCCGCUCCCCAGCACCCUCUCCGGCCGGCACCCUCGCGCCCAGAGAAACAUGAUUCCUGUGACAGAAUUCCGGCAGUUCUCUGAGCAGCAGCCUGCCUUCCGGGUGCUGAAGCCGUGGUGGGAUGUGUUUACUGAUUACCUCUCGGUGGCCAUGCUCAUGAUCGGCGUGUUUGGAUGCACUUUACAGGUCAUGCAAGACAAGAUAAUCUGCCUUCCGAAAAGAGUGCAGCCUGCUCAGAACCACUCUUCCAUUUCGAAUGUGUCUCAAGCAGUUGCCAGUACCACCCCACUGCCUCCACCUAAACCAUCUCCAACUAACCCUGUCACUGUGGAAAUGAAAGGACUGAAGACAGAUUUGGACCUUCAGCAGUACAGUUUUAUAAACCAGAUGUGUUAUGAGCGAGCCCUCCACUGGUAUGCCAAGUACUUCCCUUACCUUGUUCUCAUCCACACCUUGGUCUUCAUGCUCUGCAGUAACUUUUGGUUUAAAUUCCCUGGUUCCAGCUCCAAAAUAGAACACUUCAUCUCCAUCCUGGGGAAGUGUUUUGACUCUCCUUGGACCACACGGGCUUUAUCUGAAGUGUCUGGGGAGGACUCAGAAGAAAAGGACAAUAGGAAAAACAACAUGGGCAAGUCCAACACCAUCCAGUCUGGUCCCGAAGGCAGCCUAGUCAAUUCUCAGUCUCUAAAGUCAAUUCCUGAGAAGUUUGUGGUUGACAAAUCCACUGCAGGGGCUCUGGAUAAAAAGGAAGGUGAGCAAGCAAAGGCCUUAUUUGAGAAGGUGAAGAAGUUCAGGCUGCAUGUAGAAGAAGGUGAUAUUCUAUAUGCCAUGUAUGUUCGCCAGACUGUACUUAAGGUUAUCAAAUUCCUAAUCAUCAUUGCAUAUAAUAGCGCUCUGGUUCCUGAAGUCCAGUUUACAGUGGACUGUAAUGUUGACAUUCAGGACAUGACUGGAUAUAAAAACUUUUCCUGCAAUCAUACCAUGGCACACUUGUUCUCAAAACUCUCAUUUUGCUACCUGUGCUUUGUAAGUAUCUAUGGAUUGACGUGCCUUUAUACCUUAUACUGGCUGUUCUACCGUUCUCUAAGGGAAUACUCUUUUGAGUAUGUCCGGCAGGAGACUGGGAUUGAUGAUAUUCCAGAUGUGAAAAAUGACUUUGCUUUUAUGCUUCAUAUGAUAGAUCAAUAUGACCCUCUCUAUUCCAAGAGAUUUGCAGUGUUCCUGUCUGAAGUCAGUGAAAAUAAAUUAAAGCAGCUGAACUUAAAUAAUGAGUGGACUCCUGAUAAACUGAGGCAGAAGCUACAGACAAAUGCCCAUAAUCGACUGGAAUUGCCUCUUAUCAUGCUCUCUGGCCUUCCAGACACUGUUUUUGAAAUCACAGAGUUGCAGUCUCUAAAACUUGAAAUCAUUAAGAACGUAAUGAUACCAGCCACCAUUGCACAACUCGACAAUCUGCAAGAGCUCUCCCUACACCAGUGCUCUGUGAAAAUCCACAGUGCAGCUCUCUCUUUCCUGAAGGAAAACCUCAAAGUCUUGAGCGUCAAGUUUGAUGACAUGAGGGAGCUGCCCCCCUGGAUGUAUGGACUGCGGAAUCUGGAAGAGCUCUACUUGGUUGGCUCUCUGAGUCAUGAUAUUUCCAGAAACAUCACCCUUGAGUCUCUGCGGGAUCUCAAAAGCCUUAAAAUUCUCUCUAUCAAAAGCAACGUUUCCAAAAUCCCUCAGGCAGUGGUGGAUGUUUCCAGCCAUCUCCAGAAGAUGUGCAUACAUAAUGAUGGCACCAAGCUGGUUAUGCUCAACAACUUAAAGAAAAUGACUAAUCUGACAGAGCUGGAACUGGUCCACUGUGACCUGGAGCGCAUUCCUCACGCUGUUUUCAGCCUGCUCAGCCUCCAGGAAUUGGACCUAAAGGAAAAUAAUCUGAAAUCUAUAGAAGAAAUCGUUAGCUUUCAGCACUUGAGGAAGCUGACAGUGCUAAAACUGUGGCAUAACAGCAUCACCUAUAUCCCGGAGCAUAUAAAGAAACUCACCAGCCUGGAACGUCUGUCCUUUAGUCAUAAUAAAAUAGAGGUGCUGCCUUCCCACCUCUUCCUAUGCAACAAGAUCCGAUACUUGGACUUAUCCUACAAUGACAUUCGAUUUAUCCCACCUGAAAUCGGAGUUCUACAAAGUUUACAGUAUUUUUCCAUCACUUGUAACAAAGUGGAAAGCCUUCCUGAUGAACUCUACUUCUGCAAGAAACUUAAAACUCUGAAGAUUGGGAAAAACAGCCUAUCUGUACUUUCACCGAAAAUUGGAAAUUUACUAUCUCUUUCCUACUUAGAUGUAAAAGGCAAUCACUUUGAAAUCCUCCCUCCUGAACUGGGCGACUGUCGGGCUCUGAAGAGGGCGGGUUUAGUUGUGGAAGACGCUCUCUUUGAAACUCUGCCUUCUGAUGUCCGGGAGCAAAUGAAAACAGAAUAACUUAUUUUUCGUGAAAGUUUGACUGAAACACGCUUCUACCAAAUACAGUAUGAAAAAUUAGGUAGUCUUAAUGCCUUUCCUAUUUUAUUUUUAUUUUUUUUUCUUUUUCACACAAAACAAAAUGUACACAAAGGUUGAGUAAGGAGUAUGUAUUUUUUAAUAAAAAUUUAAUUGUAUUUUUUCAAUAUUAA